This is a messenger RNA of Syzygium oleosum, 2715 nucleotides long. Its product is annotated as receptor-like protein 47. The record is from RefSeq and is a predicted model, not a curated record. The coding region runs from base 1 to 2715 and encodes 904 amino acids. NCBI's taxonomy places the organism in Eukaryota, Viridiplantae, Streptophyta, Magnoliopsida, Myrtales, Myrtaceae. The transcript has a single exon. Gene Ontology annotation, molecular function: protein binding.
AUGGAAAAAGAGUCAUUUCACUUCAACUAUAUGAUACUCUUGCUUACUCUUGUUGCUUCACACUCUCUUGCUUCAACCCUACCACGUUGCCAUGAAGACGAGAGAUCUGCGCUGUUGGAGUUCAAGGCAACCUUCUUCACCAGACAGCCUUGGUGCUGUUACAGCGUCACUUCAGAUGAGCGACCAAAAAUUGAAUCCUGGAAUGCAUCAACAGGGAAAACUCAAAGCGACUGCUGUUUUUGGGCUGGUGUUGAGUGUGAUAAGGUAAGCGGUCACGUGAUCGGCCUCGACCUCAGUUGUAGUUGUCUCUCCGGUAAAAUCAACUCCAACACCAGUAUUUUGCGUCUUCUUCGCCUAAGAUGCCUUAACCUUGGCUUCAAUGACUUCUUUUGUCAUAUUCCUCCGGCAAUUGGAAAUCUUGGUUCCUUGACUGACUUGAACUUCUCCGGCUCCUACUUCAUGGGCCACAUCCCACGUUCGCUCGGUAACUUGACCCGACUUGUCCAUCUAGACUUGAGUGACAAUUUACUAAAUGGUACGAUUGCAUCUUCUUUUGGCAACAUCUUCAAACUGGAGUAUUUGAGUCUAUCCUUCAACGAAUUUGGAGGUAAAAUCCCAUCUUUUUUUGGACGUCUUGGUCACCUGAAGCAUUUAGAUCUAAGCGGCAAUUCUUUAACGGGUGAAGUUCCAUCUUUCUUGGCAAAUCUGGUCCAGCUUAAGUAUUUAAGUCUAGGAGCCAAUAUGUUAAUUGGGCAAAUUCCAUCCUCUCUCGGGAACCUCGUCCAACUUACUAGUUUAGAUUUAAUGUUUAAUCAAUUAACAGGCGAAAUCCCGUCUUCCAUUGGAAAUCUAGUUCAACUUGUCAAUAUAGAUCUUGGAUAUAAUCUAUUAGCGGGUGAGAUUCCUCUCUCUUUCCAAAACCUCCAGGAGCUUAGGUGCUUAACACUUGCGUCAAAUCGAUUAAGUGGUGAAAUUCCAUCCUCGCUGGGGAGACUCACCCAGUUGAUCGACGUUCACCUUUCAUUCAACCAAUUCCAUGGUGCAAUUCCAAGCACGAUUUUCCAAUUACAGGGUCUCAGCACUCUUUAUUUGAAUUCAAAUAACUUGAGUGGCACAGUGAAGUUAGAUAAGUUUUCAGAGGCUAAAAACCUUCGAGAACUUGUGUUAUCCUCUAACAAACUGUCAUUGAUCGUCGAAACCAACAUAACUCACCGGUACUUGGUUCUAGGUUUAGGUUCAUGCAACUUAAAUAGUUUCCCUGAGUUUCUACAAGAACAAAAUGAUUUGCAUUUGCUAGAUCUAUCCGACAAUAACAUUUCCGGUCAAGUUCCUAAAUGGUUUCUGAAUGUGAGCACAGAAAACCUCUAUAGAUUGAACCUCUCUGGCAACUUCCUAACAAGUUUUGCUCAAGAUCCCGUUAUUUUCAAGUGGAAAGAACUCUUUGUAGCAGAUCUCGGUUUCAACGAGUUGCAAGGAUCAGUUCCUAUUCCCCCUCUUGAAAUCCAGCACUACUUCAUGUCAAAUAACAGGCUCUCUGGAGGAAUAUCGCCACUCAUAUGCAAUCUAAGCAUUAUAGAGAUGCUCGAUUUGUCUGAUAAUAAUCUGACUGGGUUUCUUCCACAAUGUUUGAGUAAUUUGAGUGGUACUUUGGAAGUAAUAAGUCUACAGAGCAACAACUUUAUUGGAAAAAUUCCUCAGUUGCAUGGGAGCUUCUAUAUGAUUGAUCUAAGUUACAAUAAAUUGCAAGGGCCACUGCCAAGAUCACUCCGCAAGUGUAACAACUUGCAAUUCCUUAAUUUCGCAAACAAUCAGAUUAAAGAUGUUUUCCCUUCAUGGUUGGGCUCACUUCCAGGAUUGAAGGUACUUAUAUUGCGGUAUAAUAGAUUUCAUGGAUUUAUUGGGGAACCGGCUGAUAGAAUUGAGUUCCCUACGCUGCAAAUCAUUGACCUAUCUCAUAACAGCUUUUUUGGUAGCUUGCCGUCCAAAUACUUCAAGCAUUGGAUUGCCAUGAAAGUUUCUGAGACAGAUUCGUCAGGCUACAUUGGACAUAGCAAUGGGUCGGUCUGGGAUUUCUCUCCAUUCGUAACCUUUGACUACUCUAUGAGGGUAAUUGUCAAAGGCAUCCAGACGAAUUACUCAAAGAUCCAAGAAUACCUCACAUUGAUUGAUCUCUCGAGCAACAACUUCAGCGGAGCGAUCCCCGAGACCAUCGGAAGCCUAAAGCAACUAGAAUUGCUCAACCUUUCCAACAACAUGCUCUCCGGUCCCCUACCUCCAUUCUUGGCAAACCUAACGAAUUUGGAAGCAUUGGACCUUUCUCAGAACCAGCUCUCCAGAGAGAUCCCUCAGGAGUUGACGCAACUCACUUCGCUUGCAGUCUUCAACGUAUCUUAUAACCGUCUAACUGGGCCUAUACCCCAAUCACGGCAGUUUUCUACAUUCGAAAACAACUCCUACAAGGGAAACUCGGGGCUAUGUGGCACUCCUCUGUCUAGAAAAUGCGGAGAUCCCAAAGCGUCACCGCCAUCAUCUCCAACGUCUGAAGAAGAUCCAGAUUAUGGAAGUGCAAUGAAAUUAGACUGGAAGAUCGUGUGCAUGGGGUAUGCAAGUGGGUUAGUGAUUGGAGUGGUCCUCGGGAGCAGCUUGAUCACAAGAAGAAGAGCUCAUAGCCUUGUGAAGAACUUUGGCAGAAGAAAACAAAGGCGAAGAAGGUAG